UUUGCCCAAAAAGCCCAUGUGUUGUGUACUUUAUGAUGGCCAAAGCAAAUUAAAUGGUUGCUAUGGUAAUACGACGAACCUUACAUUCACAUUGUAAGUUACAAGAAUUAAACGUCACGUCCGUACACCUACUUGUGCUUGCAAUUUGGCUUUAAUGGGGUGUUUGUGUCGCAACUUUGACUGGAAUGUAGCAGCAGCCAUGGUUCUUUUUCCAUCUCUUCUCAAUGGAUUUGCAAGAAAGAAAAGUUGUCCAAACGAUGAUGACAAUGAUGAAAGGAAAGCCGUGAAAGCACUCGCGAAGGAAGCAAGGAAGAAUGGCUUGUUAUUGAGUUCAUCAGGAACUGUUAAGUCUUCCAAAGCCAACAACUUUGCCUCAAUUUUCACAAAGAAGGGCCAGAAAGGAGUCAAUCAAGAUCGCCUUAUUGUUUGGGAGGAAUUUGGUUGGCAAGAAGACAUGAUAUUGUGUGGAGUUUUUGAUGGACAUGGCCCUUGGGGACACUAUGUGUCCAAAAGUGUCAUGAAACUUGUCCCUGCCUCUUUGCUAUGCAAUUUGAAGGAAAAUCUUGCUGCAACAUCUCUUGACCUGAAUUACAAGAUGGAAGCAGAUAGGAGGAACCACCAUGAAUUUGACAUAUGGAAGCAAGCAUGCAUAAAGACUUGUGCUGCUGUUGAUCAUCAUCUAAAGCAGAAUACUGGGAUUGAUUCCUUUCAAAGUGGUACUACAGCUUUGACAGUUAUCAAACAGGGUGAAGAUCUGAUUAUAUCAAACUUAGGAGAUUCAAGGGCAGUAUUGGCAACAACUUCAGAUGGUGGCACACUAAGUGCCCUUCAGCUUACAACUGACAUGAAGCCAAAUUUACCAAAGGAGGCAGAGAGGAUAAUGGAAUCAAGAGGGAGGGUGUUUUGUCUAGAAGAUGAGCCAGGAGUGUAUAGGGUGUGGAUGCCAAAUGGUAAAACACCAGGACUUGCAAUAUCAAGAGCGUUGGUUUUAUUUAACUAUUAUUUAUUUAUUUAUUUUUUAAAAUUAGCUUUACUAAUUUUCACCAUCUUUCACUUAAAGCUAAUUUUGGUAUUAAAAGUCUCAUGA
Molecule: messenger RNA, 1087 nt
Organism: Arachis ipaensis
Lineage: Eukaryota; Viridiplantae; Streptophyta; Magnoliopsida; Fabales; Fabaceae
Source: RefSeq, a predicted model, not a curated record